UUUGCGGCUCAAUCCAAGAUGGCGGACAGAAGCAGAAAACGAAAGAUAGAGACUGAUAAAGAUUCCUCGGAAGCAAAGGUAGCAAACGACUCUCCAGUGAUCGCAGCGUUUCAACAAUUCCAAGAAGAGCUAGAUUUGCGCCACGACAAGUACGAGCGAAUCGUGAAGUCUAGUCGCGAUUUGACCAUACAAAGUAAACGGGCUAUUUUUAAUUUGCACCGCAUUGCAGGGGCUGACAACUCUGAGAAAAUUAUCCAUGAAGUUGGAAGGAAACUACAUGAAAUCAAGCAAUACCUGAAAAAGAUUGCUUUAGAGCUGGAGGGGGAAGACCCUUUCCGUUUUUCAAGAGCGUAUUCACCCGGUCUGCAAGAGUACAUCGAAUCACUCUCAUUUUACUACUACCUCAAGAACAAAACACUUGUACCGUUUCAAGAAGUCGUAGAAAACUGCACCUUUCCGGCAGAGGAUGGUAAAGCACUAAAACUUGAGGUCCCUUUAUCCGACUAUGUCCUUGGUAUAGCAGAUCUAACAGGAGAGCUCAUGCGUUUUUGUAUGAAUUCGACUGCUAAUGGUGACGGUGAUACGCCAUUCACGGUCUGUCAGUUUAUGAGAGAGGUUCAUGACGAGCUCGCGUUAUUGGAGUAUUGUUGUAAAGAUAUUGGUCGUAAGUUGGGCGCCCUGAAGAGUAGUCUUUACAAGGUUGAACAUGUGUGUUACACAUUACAAGUGCGGAGAUCUGAAUUUCCACAGCUAAAUGUUGCUGAUUUGCUUAAGUGUGGUUCAGGAAUGGAAAACAUUAAAAUGCAUGAUCAGUAGUGACAGAAAAGAUGUAGAUCUAGGGAGGGGUUGAACCCCUACCCCUCUCUCCUAUGGGGGAAAAGAAAUGCCAUAAAAUAUGAAACACG
Nematostella vectensis (starlet sea anemone) is the source of this 905-nucleotide messenger RNA. Its product is annotated as translin-associated protein X. The record is from RefSeq and is a predicted model, not a curated record. The coding region runs from base 19 to 816 and encodes 265 amino acids. NCBI's taxonomy places the organism in Eukaryota, Metazoa, Cnidaria, Anthozoa, Actiniaria, Edwardsiidae. The transcript has a single exon. Gene Ontology annotation, cellular component: nucleus; cytoplasm. Gene Ontology annotation, molecular function: RNA binding; RNA endonuclease activity; sequence-specific DNA binding.